This is a messenger RNA of Thrips palmi, 5851 nucleotides long. RefSeq names its product cAMP-specific 3',5'-cyclic phosphodiesterase (gene dnc). Gene Ontology annotation, molecular function: 3',5'-cyclic-AMP phosphodiesterase activity. The coding region runs from base 338 to 2461 and encodes 707 amino acids. The transcript is spliced from 16 exons. NCBI's taxonomy places the organism in Eukaryota, Metazoa, Arthropoda, Insecta, Thysanoptera, Thripidae. Gene Ontology annotation, biological process: signal transduction. Gene Ontology annotation, cellular component: cytosol; perinuclear region of cytoplasm; nucleus. The record is from RefSeq and is a predicted model, not a curated record.
CCGUCGAGACGCCGGGGGCGCCGCUGCGGCGUGCCGAUAGCGUCCUAUUGGCAGGUGCGCGCGGUAUUGGCACGGUGCAGUGCGUGUGUUCGCCGUGUUUGCGCGACUGUGCGCGUCAAGUGAGCCGGACGCAAACACCUGGCCGCGCCGCGGCGCAUUGUUGCGGCCAAAACAGACAGUGAAUGUGAAUUUUUUCGCGAGUGAUUCAGCGUUUCGUUCUACGUACAGUGUGUAAAGAGCAGCAAGUGCAAAGAGUGACGCCCAGAAGACCCCUGCAGUGAAAGUGCCACAAGGAAGGCGGUUUUUUGGAGGAUGCGGCAGUGAGCAGGGCCUCGCCAUGUCCUCCCUCUUGUCGCUGGGAGAGAGCUUCUGCGACGAGGACCCCCUCCUGGAGCCCAUCGCGGAGCACCUCGAGCAGGUGGCCCGAGUGCGCUCCAGGAUGCGGGCGGACCGGCGACGCCGCGGCUGGACCGUCAUCGUCGGCUCCGAAGGUGUCCGCUUUGAUGUGGAGAAUGGCGGCGGUCCCGGCCGAAGCCCCCUGGACGGGGUGGCCUCCUCACCCUCGGCAGGACUCGUCCUGCAGAACCUCCCUCAGCGGAGAGAGUCCUUCCUCUACCGCUCCGACUCGGACUUCGAGAUGUCACCGAAGUCCAUGUCGAGGAAUUCUUCCAUCGCCAGCGAGAGCCAUGGAGAAGACCUCAUCGUCACUCCCUUCGCCCAAAUCCUUGCCAGCCUUCGCAGCGUUCGGACCAACUUCCUCUGCCUCACCAAUGUACCGCCCGCAAAGUCGAGGCGGUCUUCGGGUGCGGCGGGGUCGGCCACACCCCAGCCUAGGGCCUUGCAGCCGGGAGAUGAAGCCUACCUGAAGCUUUCAAUCGAAACCAUGGAGGAGUUGGAUUGGUGCCUGGACCAGCUAGAAACCAUUCAGACACACAGAUCCGUCUCCGACAUGGCUUCGCUAAAGUUCAAGCGGAUGCUGAACAAGGAACUGAGCCACUUCUCCGAGUCGAGCAAAUCGGGCAACCAGAUUUCCGAGUACAUCUGCUCCACUUUCUUAGACAAGCAGCAGGAGCUGGACCUGCCGUCGCUGCGGAUCGAGGACACGACGGACAGCCGGCCCGCCAAGAAGAAGGAUGUCACCCGCACCACCAGCGGCACCAUGUCGCAGAUCCAGGGCGUCAAGCGCGCCCUGUGCCACACCAACUCGUUCACGGGGGAGCGGGUGCCCACGCACGGCGUGGAGACCGCCUUCGAGGAGGAGCUGGGACAGAGUCUGAGCCAAAUAGACACAUGGGGUAUCGACAUCUUCAGAAUCGCAGACGUAUCCGGCAACAGGCCGCUCACUGCGGUAGCCUACUCCGUGUUCUCGGCCCGCGACCUCCUCAAGACUUUCUCGAUACCUCCCAAGACUUUCGUCACCUUCAUGAUGACCUUGGAGGAUCACUACGUAAAGGAUAAUCCUUUCCACAACUCCACGCACGCGGCCGACGUGACCCAGUCAACAAACGUCUUGCUCAACACCCCCGCUCUAGAGUCGGUGUUCACCCCUCUGGAGAUCAUGGCAGCCCUCUUUGCGGCCACCAUCCACGACGUGGAUCACCCGGGUCUCACCAAUCAGUUCCUUAUCAACUCAAGCUCUGAGCUUGCACUCAUGUACAAUGACGAGUCUGUCCUAGAAAACCACCACUUGGCUGUAGCAUUUAAACUUCUUCAGAACGAAGGAUGUGACAUUUUCACAGGUCUAAGUCGCAAACAGAGACAAACUCUCCGAAAAAUGGUCAUAGAUAUGGUAUUAUCAACUGAUAUGUCAAAACACAUGAGUCUUUUGGCCGAUCUCAAAACCAUGGUUGAAACCAAAAAGGUGGCAGGGUCCGGGGUGCUGCUCUUAGAUAACUACACAGACCGGAUACAGGUCCUCGAAAACCUUGUCCACUGCGCCGAUCUGUCCAACCCCACCAAGCCACUGCCCCUGUACAAGCGGUGGGUCACCCUGCUCAUGGAGGAAUUCUUCCAGCAGGGUGACCGCGAGCGUGAACAGAACCUGGACAUCAGCCCUAUGUGCGAUAGGCAUUCGGCCACUAUCGAAAAGUCACAGGUUGGCUUUAUCGACUAUAUCGUACAUCCGCUGUGGGAAACUUGGGCUGACCUUGUGCAUCCUGAUGCCCAAGACAUUUUGGACAUGCUUGAGCAGAACAGGGAUUGGUAUCAGAGUAUGAUCCCACCCAGCCCUCCGUCCGGAGACAAGGAGGGCGGGUCUGGCGGGUCUGAGAGAGGCGAGGCAGACGACUGUGGUGGAGUGUCUCGCCAAGACCGAAUCCGCUUCCAGGUUACGUUGGAAGAAGGCGACGGCGACGAGGAGCAGGAGGAAGAGGCUGCCGGUGGCAGUCAAGGCAGCGACGACCCCCUGGAGGACCCCUCAGGGGACCCCUCGGGGGACCCCAGCAGCGCGGCAGGCAUGUGACGGAGAAUCGUGGGCCUGUGUAAGAAACUGCAUGAGAAGGUCCAGCUGUGGUGGCGCGCCUCCAAGUGAGCACCAUCGCCAAUGGCCAUCGCCAAUGGCCAUCGCCAAUGGCCAUCGCCAAUGGCCGUCCAAUGACGUCAUGGGGUGAGGAUGGACGGACACGGGGAACACGCUUGGCUUAUGCCACUUUGUUUCUGACAGGUCUUUACUUCGCGAUUAGGCAACUGGAAUUUUUCGAAAACAAAUCUCUAAAAAAUAGUGACUUUUCUUGACUUUCUGUACAUUUCAAGAUUUGAUUUUAUUCUUUGUGCUGACGAAUCGUUUGUGUACUGACGCUAGAUAUUAUUCUACGAAUGUGAUUCGCGGUCCCUGCCGUUUUGUGAUGUGUCCAGAAGAACUCUGUGUCUGUUGUCAGCUGAUCUUGGAAUCGAAUGAGCUAGUCAAAGAAAUAGCGUUAGUGUUUAUGAGAUGUGAGAGUCCCCGACUCACUAGUGUUAUUCUCCUCUACCUGUUUCUCUGUGGUCCUCUUCCCUCUACCUUUAUAGUGACCUGGCCUUGAAAAACAUUUGCAAUCUGAUUAGAAAUGAACAAAAGAUAUUGUUCUCUUUACGAACAAACCCUAUACAUAUUUGUUAAGUGUACCGAUUAGAGCAUCAAUCUAUGCUGAAGCAAUGGCAGUGAAUGGAGAUCUCGUGCGGAACUUAGAAUGUGUGCUUUAAUUAAGUUUUGGAACUCCUUGCCCAAAUAGAUGACGAUAAUAAUAUUGUUGCUUUGAUAGUACCGUACUGUUGGACGAUCAGGGUAGACACGAGAGUUUGGUUCUGAGUGGAGUGACCGACCCUCCUACACCCACAACUCUCCGAAGCGUCUCCAGUAUUUAUUCAAGUGGCUUUUUAUUAUUAUGGUUAUUGUCUUAUGGUUAUCAUUAUGGUUAUUACUACAAGAACUGCAAAAUUACAUCUUGCCAUUAUUUACAUGUGCAUAGCAUAUAUAUUUAUUAUACCUAAAAUAUAUGUUUUGUUAAGAAAUAACACAUGAAACAUAUCAAAUGUGGUUUUCCGCUCCUAGAAUGAAUACUCACUUUUUUUUUACAUUUGGAAAUGUAAAAACAGAACAAAGAAGCCACACACACCCCCUUUCUGAAACAAUUUGGCAAAUUAAAAAAAAUUGUCAAUAAAUUUACCAAAGUCCUUGUGUUUUAGAAAGCUUCAUUCAGUAGCAUGAGUGAGGAGUAAUAUGGUGAUGAAAGCAUAUGGUUAGUAUUUGCCGCAGAGUACAAUGCCUUGUUACAGCUGUAUGGAAAUUUGUGUAGUCUUUCAACGUGUCUUCAUGUAUGUGAUUUUGGAUCAAAACGGAUAUUAUUUUGUAAAGAGCACAUGAAACUUCCUUUGCAUUUUCUUUGUCUUUAAAUUGAUUGCACAACAUUUUGUGUACCUUUGAUUUUUUUUCAUAUUUAUCAGCCAAUGUUGUUUAAUAAUUUUAUUCUUUUCUUUUGUACUGUUGUCGAUUCAUUUGAUAAUUUAUUUAGUUUGUGAGUGAUGUACAGAGAACUGAUUAGUGUAUAGAGAUACUGGAUGCUGGCCGUCCGAUCUUUCUUGCUGACCGCAACAUGCGUGCGAGCCACCGUGAGCCACUUGUGAGCCUCCCCAGCAAUACAUCACAAUUGUUUUCUUUCUCAUCUUUUAUCAUGGUUCCAAAAACUUAUUUAUUAUUGUUUAUUUAUUUUUCUCUAUUUUUUCCUUUUCUCCCCUUCUGUUGAGUUGGGCAAGCCUUGUGAUAUUUUCUUACAUUUUGAAGUAGGUGUGCUGUUGGGGCUCAGUUGUGUGCUGUGUGUUGAAUAUGCCCGGCCACGGAGGGCCUCGUAUGAACUUUUGAAGUUAACGUUCAUGUAGAAUGACAGCCACUGUUUUUAACAAAAUGACUCCACACCUGUGAAGACUUAGACCCCACACGUUGACUUCAAUCUUUCAGUGUGACAUUCUGUAAAUUGGUCGGGCUUGAUGUUCUCCUGUCUUUUUUUUUUGUCUUUUUCGUUAUUUUUUUUGUUUCAUUAUUUUUAUAGUUUGCAUGCACCAUUGUUCCCACACCCUCAGUCCAUGAAAUGUGCUCUUAGCUUGCUGUGAGAAACGAAACAUCCUGUGAUCGGAACAUUAUGCUGAGAGUAAAAUAUAUUGUGUUGCGGAAUCAGAAUCAGAACGCUGGUCGUGUCUGGAUUUCUAAUUUUAAGUUAAGCUUAAUUAUUAAUUGAGGGAACCCUUACAAAAUAAAAACUGUGCCCUUUAAGUACAAGCAGGGUUCAACCUGCCACCCAACCCGUGGCGACAACUCAUAAGUCAUUUUGCCGUUGCCAAUAUAUACGAACAACUGUGUCAAUGUAGAUAUCAUCAAGCAUCAAUGCGAUGAGUCCACAGGUUUUCUUUGUAGAAUUUCUCUCAUCCUUGUUCCCUGACCUUACAGGGAUCAUCUCUAUGAAACCUGAUAUCUAUUUUUUAACUCUUUUGUUAAUACAUUUUGUCAUAUAAUGUAUAAAUCUACCUUGUAUGUAAUGUAUUAAGAUGAUCAUCAUUCUUAUUUCAUGGUUUUUCUGUUUCAUUAAGGGAUCAUCCACUGAUUUAACAGAACGCUUCGUGUUAACAAUUACUGUAUUAUUUCACUAGUUUGUAAUGAUGAUUGUACUAAUUCGUUAGCUCUGCUUGUUUGAGAAUGUUGAAAAGUGAAUCAUUUUAAUAUAUUCUGAUCUAUCCCUUCAAAACAGAGUCCCAAUGUGACAUUUCCUCAAACCUAACUACGCUGAGUUGUUUGUAUUUGCUCUUGUUUUACACAGUAAUAGUCCUGCUAAUGGAGGACGUUUGCCAAAAUGUAAAAAAAUAACAGCCAGUGGCCAUUGACAGAACUGUAUAGUCAGAAGAACUGUUUAAUUGCCAGCCUACUCCUUGGUGGUGCUUGCAAUCAAUGUGUUACAUAACUUGCCAUUUUCAAAGAAACCCCACCAAGAACUGAAUGGUCUAUAGUUAUUUACGUGGUUGGAAAACAUCAAAGUUGGCUUAACUGGCCUUCAUUGUUACAGUAGAACAAAGUGUGGUGUGAUAAAUAACCCUUUAAAACCCGCCGUAGUCAAAUGUAGUUAAAACACUUGCGUUGCAGUAGCUUAACUGUGUUAGGUAGGGGAUUAUUAAAAAGUGACAUAUGAGCUGAUUGAGUCUUACCUGAUUGCUUUUAAGUUGAGCGAGGCAAAGCAUCCUCUCUUCUUGUGAACGUACUGUUUGUGUCUUUUUCAUUGAUUUAAUUUUGCAUACUCCAUAACUAUUGAGUGUGUAUGUGACGUUUGUGUUGCCCUAUCCUGUGCUCGAUCUGCCGUACAUAAGAAAAAUAAACCCGUUCUUAAUGUAA